AAUCUUGACCAAUAACACAGUAGAACAUAAAUUUGCCCAAUUGCCCCCGUAGUCUCUGCUUAUUCACAUCAACGUACAGCAACACAAAACCCAGACGGUCCCGUUUUUCCUCUCGCUUGCCGUGGAAGCCAUGACCAGCUCCUCCGCCCCGUCACGGAAGGCGUUAAGCAAGAUCGCAUGUAACAGAUUGCAGAAAGAGCUUGUCGAAUGGCAAAUGAAUCCUCCACUUGGAUUCAAACACAAAGUCACUGAUAACCUCCAGAGAUGGAUAAUUGAAGUCAACGGAGCUCCAGGGACUCUGUAUGCGAAUGAAACGUAUCAGCUUCAAGUAGAUUUUCCCGAUCAUUACCCUAUGGAAGCACCUCAAGUGGUGUUUGUCCCUCCGGCUCCUUUGCAUCCUCACAUUUACAGCAAUGGGCAUAUUUGUCUAGAUAUUCUUUACGAUUCGUGGUCCCCCGCCAUGACUGUCAGUUCCAUCUGCAUCAGCAUUCUCUCUAUGUUGUCAAGCUCAACUUUGAAGCAACGGCCACCUGAUAAUGACCGCUAUGUAAAGAACUGUAGGAAUGGAAGAUCCCCCAAGGAAACUAGAUGGUGGUUCCACGACGAUAAGGUCUGAUUUCUAAUGAGAUCAUGUAUUAUCCGUGUAUAAAAAUGAGAGCCUUCUGACAAUAUAUAUCAGAGGGGCAGUGGGAAUGGGGUUGGCAUGGCCAUGCCCGCAAAAGUCUGCUAACCUUUCUACAUUUUCCUUUCUAUGAAUGGUGUAACUAUAUUUAUAUCUUUUGGAUAUGAUGGCGGCCUUCCCAAUUUAAAUCUUC
Tripterygium wilfordii is the source of this 815-nucleotide messenger RNA. Its product is annotated as probable ubiquitin-conjugating enzyme E2 18. The transcript is spliced from 6 exons. The record is from RefSeq and is a predicted model, not a curated record. Lineage: Eukaryota; Viridiplantae; Streptophyta; Magnoliopsida; Celastrales; Celastraceae. The coding region runs from base 131 to 616 and encodes 161 amino acids.